This is a messenger RNA of Lineus longissimus, 7330 nucleotides long. RefSeq names its product speract receptor-like. The coding region runs from base 942 to 4622 and encodes 1226 amino acids. Gene Ontology annotation, molecular function: ATP binding; peptide receptor activity; guanylate cyclase activity. The transcript has 23 exons. Lineage: Eukaryota; Metazoa; Nemertea; Pilidiophora; Heteronemertea; Lineidae. The record is from RefSeq and is a predicted model, not a curated record. Gene Ontology annotation, biological process: cGMP biosynthetic process; receptor guanylyl cyclase signaling pathway; intracellular signal transduction. Gene Ontology annotation, cellular component: plasma membrane.
GCAGUAACCAAGCGACUGGUGGAGAAGACGGAUGCGACUCAUCUCUCGAGCUCGUCAAUAGCGAGAUCAUUGGAAUCAACCUGAACCUAUUAGUAAAUUGACGAAUUGUAACGUCUCUUCAGCUUCCUACCCUAACUGAGAUCGCCAGCAACUGGUGAUUAAUUUUUGCGAGUGGCUGAAAUUCAAUUUGGGCGGCUGAGCGCAGUCAACGCUGUCUUCGCUAUCGAUUCGCACCAGUUGCGGGAUGUUCUGAAGGCGGUGGCUUACGGCGUUUUUCUUCCUUUCAUCAGAUUUCUGCCAAAGGAUUUUAAAUUUGAAUCGACGCGAUAAGUUUGUGACAGUUAUUUUUCUGGUGGGCGAAUCUUUCUUUGAACUUAACAUUUGGAUACUAUCAUCUUGUCUUUUUAAGUGAAUCGACGAAGCUGUAAGAAGAAGUAUAUUUGAGAGAAUUUCGAAAGUUAUGAGUCUGACAGGCUUGACUUACUUGUUCUAAGUUUGUUUAUGAACAAUAGGCUACGGUGUUCUUCCGUAAGCUAUUGCAUUUGUAUUUUAGACCUUCGGAUUCUACUGUUGAUACAAUCAUCAAACAUUCUCCGCCAAGAGAGUAACCACUUGGUACACCGGACUCAAUGUCCACAUCUACAUAGUGUUUCAGUUGUUAGUUAAGUUGAACCAAAACCGGAGUAUCGCAUUGGUGUAACGUUACCAUACAAAGAGGAUUAACUGUUGCUGUCGGUGUAAAGCCAGUAGGUUUGAAACUGGAACUCUUUAUUCCUGAUACAGAUGACAUUUUAGUGAAUACUGACACGGAUACAAGCAAAGGAAGAACUGAGGGUAGCAGAUGUUGCAAGGUGACAGGGCUAUGAUAGCUUGACAGGGCUAGAAGCGUUCACGAUAGAGUAGCGUCAUGUCCAUGGCGGAGUCGGUCACUUGAGGCGAUCAUGGAGUACACAAACAUCGCUAGGCACUUGGGAAGGAUACUCCGGAUUAUAUUCAAUGCGACAUGUGUGCUUUGUGUAUUCUUCCAGCUUCUGCACCUCAGUGCGGGGAAAGAAGACAUCAAGAUUGGAUAUAUCAUGGGCGCGGAUUUGAAAGAGGGGGUUUCACCGGAGUCCUAUUACAGGCCGGGCAAACGAACCUCCGGGGCUGUCCAAUUAGCUAUUGAUGAAAUUAACAACUCUACUGAGUGGCUGCCAGAUCAUAGAUUAACGUUAGUAGUGAAGGAUACGUAUGGGAAUGAGGAGUAUAGCAUUAAACAUACCAUCAGUCUGAAAUGGCAGAAUGUCUCUGUUAUUAUUGGACCUCAGGAUACUUGUCAAUAUGAAGGGAGAAUUGCGGCUGCCUACAACCUGCCUAUGAUAUCCUAUUAUUGUAACGAUGCCGCCCUAUCCGAUAAAGUGAACUUCCCCACAUUCGCCCGCACGAAGCCGCAGGCGGGUCAGAUCGCCAAGUCGGUCAUUGCGUACCUCAAGAACUACGACUGGAACAAAGUCACCCUGGUCUACUACGACAAGGGUGACAAUGGUCCUGUCACAAAGGCAGCUGAGGCUAUACAAGAGCUAGUGGUGAACGAUCCCACUCUCAACAUUACCACUGUCCAUCGUUACACCCAGGCUGUAUUCUUUGGUCUCGAUGCCAACCAGGGCACAGAACCGAACGAAGACUUCGCCAGUAUCAUCAAAGAAACAUACAAAACCACGCGAAUUUAUGUUCUCGUUGCUGAUGUUUAUGCCUUCCCCGCCUUCCCGGUCGCACUACAACACAUGGGCCUUCUUGCCAAAGGGGAAUACUUUGUUGUAGGCGUUGAUGUCGACCAUUACAGCCCUGAAAAUGUCAAUCAUUAUCUUAAUGGUCCGUUUAUGGAGAAAGGUUUUCAAAAUCAGCCACAGUUUUUAGAAAGUGCCCGCUCAUUGGUAAUCAUACUGCCUACGCCACCCAAGUAUCCAGAAUUUGACGACUUGUCCAAACGUGUCAAUGAAUAUCUUAAAAAGCCACCCUUUAACAUGAAAAACCCAUUCGAAGAAUCAGGCAUUGAAAUCAUCAUUCCAAUGGAAGCGGGCUAUCUCUAUGAUGCUGUAUGGCUCUAUGCAAAGGCUGCUCACAAGCUACUAGAGAUGGGGGAGAGGGUAGAUGAUGGAAGAGCCAUAUUCAAGGAGUUACGUGGCAAGGAGUACAUCAGUAUUAAUGGUUUCGGGAAUCGUAUUGAUGACAAUGGUGACUGUGAGGGUAACUACACCAUCAUCGCCCGCCGACCCCCAGAUCUGGCCAAGGAUCGGAAGAGCUGGGGCAUGUACCCGAUCGGGGUGUUCAGGCGAGUGGAAGGAGGAAAUCUGACGGUGGCCUACUUUGAAAAUGAGACUAUGCAAUGGGUUGGAAAAACCGCGCCACUAGCUGAGCCAAAGUGUGGCUACUUCGGCAAGAAAUGCAACGAGAAAGAAUCUAAUACUGAGAAGAUUGUAGCAGGCGCCAUCGGUGGAGUGGUCCUUCUGGCGGUAAUCAUUGGCUCGAUUAUCUACAGGAACUGGAAGUACGAGCAAGACCUGGCCAAGAUGUUGUGGCGUGUCGACUGGAAGGAUGUCGUGACGAAAGAGAAGCACCAUGCCCUUUGCCAGAACUUGAAUUCACUCAACGACUCAAACACAGGCAACAAAGCAAACGCGGGGAAUGCAAUGACCCGGAUGAGUUCGCACAUACGAUCGAGUCUGAUGUCCCUGGAGUCGCAAGGAGGCGACUUAGAGCUCAGGCAUUCCUUCUGCCAGGUUGGCACGUAUAAGGGCAACUUGGUCGCUGUGAAGCGCGUCGCCAAGAAAAGCGUUGAUCUGACGAGAAAUGUACAGAAAGAACUAAAAUUGCUCAAAGACAUCCGUCACGACAACCUGACCCAGUUUAUAGGUGCUUGUGUCAUGUAUCCUAACAUAGCUUACCUCACGGAGUAUUGUCCCAAGGGGAGCUUGCAGGAUGUCCUAGAGAACGACGAUGUGAAGUUAGAUAAUGUUUUUAUAGCCUCAAUAGUCAAUGAUAUUCUGAAGGGCCUUACUGUUAUUCACGAGAGUGAGAUCCACUUCCAUGGACGACUCAAGUCUUCCAACUGCCUUAUAGACAGCAGAUGGGUGCUAAAACUCACCGACUUUGGCCUGUCCCACUUCAGGUCAGGGGAGGACAAAAAGGAGGAUGGCGACUAUGCGCAUUUUCGAAGUCUGCUGUGGACGGCACCAGAGUUGUUGCGGAACCCGAGCUGUCCUGGAACUCAAAAAGGAGACAUCUACUCCGUAGCUGUGAUACUUUAUGAAAUUCAUAGUAGAAACGGGCCUUACGGAGACACAGAAAUGACUCCGCAAGAAAUCAUCAAGAAAGUGAAGCAUCCCGAGUCCAUCCUUCAUCCAUUCCGGCCACGACUUGGAAACCUUGACAGCACGGCCAAGUUUAUAACUGACUGUAUUUCCGAGUGUUGGUGUGAGAUACCUCAGAACAGACCAGAUAUGAGAGGCAUUAGGAAUAUACUGAAACCUCUGCAGAAGGGAUUAAAGUCUAACAUCAUGGACAACAUGAUAGCGAUAAUGGAGCGGUAUGCCAACAACCUCGAGGGCGUGAUCGAGGAACGGACCGAACAGUUGCUCGAGGAGAAGAAGAGAACAGAAGAACUGCUGCAUCAGAUGCUGCCAAAAUCUGUUGCUGAGCAGCUGAAGCAGGGUAAACAGGUCGAGGCGGAGGUGUUUGAGUCGGUCACCAUCUACUUCAGUGACAUCUGUGGUUUCACUGCCUUGUCAUCUGAGAGUACACCCAUGCAGGUUGUCGACCUCCUCAACGAUCUCUACACGACCUUUGACUUUAUCAUCGGCAACUUCGAUGUGUACAAGGUGGAGACGAUUGGGGAUGCCUACAUGGUGGUGAGCGGCCUCCCCACCAGGAAUGGCAUCAACCAUGCCGGCGAGAUUGCCUCCAUGUCGCUCGCUUUACUGUCCGCUAUCAAGAAGUUUAAGAUCAGGCACCGACCUGACGAGUGUCUUAAGCUGAGGAUUGGAAUACAUUCCGGUUCAUGUGUUGCUGGAGUCGUAGGUUUAAAAAUGCCACGAUUUUGCCUCUUUGGUGACUGUGUCAAUACCUCCUCGAGAAUGGAAUCAAACGGCUUGCCGUUGAAGAUCCAUUGUUCGCCCCAGUGUAAGCAGUUGCUUGAUGAACUCAAGGGCUUUGAGGUGGAGGAGAGAGGCCUUGUCAAAAUGAAGGGCAAGGGUGAGAUACGCACUUACUGGGUCAUCGGUGAUAAAAAUUCAAAAACGAGGAAGUUUUCGUCGUCACAAUCAUCCGUCCAGACACCGAACCACAGCAAUGAAUCUUCAGACUAUGAUUUAUCACAACCUAGUUCACCAGUGGAUAAUAAAGGACUUCCUAAUGGCACCAAAUCAGAUGGUGAUGAUAGUCGGUCGACCUCGCCCUCCAAGAAACACCCAUCGUCACCCUUGAAAAAGUUCUUCCAGAGUGGCAGUAAAUCGGACUUGGGGAAUGAGCGGAAGAAAAGUGCAGGGCAGGUCCCGGAGUCUUUACCACUGUUACCAAGGAGCCAGCAAUGUGCUCCAACGAAUCCUGGUUACAGAGACAAAUUUGAGAUUAUUAUCAAGGAGUGAGAUUAAGAAUGCUGGAUUAGAGUGCAAGAAUAGCAGUGACUGAUGGAAGACAUUCACUGAUGGCCAUAGGCACGCUGAGCAGUUAUGGAUACUAAGUGACAGGUUGUGACUGGUGGAUAUCAGGGCAUCCAGCGUGUUCAAUGUACAGUAUUCGUCCGGAAUGAAGGGGUGUAUGCGUUCUGUGAUAACGAAUGGUAGAACGUGAUGACAAUAGCCCCCACGAUCGCUUGCUUGUCAAGAACGUCCCCAAGGACAAAGAAGGCUUAGAGGGGCAGAGCUGUCUCUCCUGAGAAGCUCAAUAUGCUUUCAUAGUAAAAUCGUGUGCUGGGUCAACUCAUGUCCACGUGGCAAAGUGCUCUAAGUUGUAGUAGGUAAUAUCAUGUCAGGAGGAAAAGGACGGGCUGUACGUGUCCGUCCGUGGUCGAAAUAUGGACCAUAACUUAAGGGUAAUUAAGUUACCAUUAAGUCCUGCUUGUGAACCCUUUCGAGACUCAGUUUUAUAACGAGUUUAGAGGCAUUCAUUCUGGUGAGAACUACUUAAAAUGCAGAAUCAUUCCAUGGAAGACAUAUAACACGAGGACACAGCACUAAAACGAAUGAAAAACCUGAGUGCAACGCGGGAGUUCUAAGUUUAAACGGGUUAAAGUGGACAUGUAUUGCCAAAAUCUGGCCACUUGAAAUUUGCCAAAACUACAUGUACUAUGUUUCUGAUGACAGCAUGGGUUUAGAUUGGAGCCAAGCUUUCUCAAACUUAAAAGAUAUAUUACUGGCCAUUCAAGAAGUACUGAUAACGAUAAAAUGUAACGGUAAUUAUACUCUAGUCAUAAAGUUAUAAUGUACAUAAUUUUAAUGAGGCGACUUACAAAUUACUCAUCUAACAAUAGUUAAGACAAUUACUGACGUAAUGGAUAUGAGAACGCAGGCUUUAUUAGGAUGUAGUACAAAGAAUCGAAAUUCACUUUGCAUAACAUAGUUUGUGGUCAGCAUUUGAUCCACAGAUUUUCUCGAGGACUGUGGGGAGGGUGUUCCGUGGGGAACUGAGGACUGUGGGGAGGGUUUUCCGUGGGGAUAAGCAGGAAUUUGACAACCCAGAUGUGAUAGCCAAUUUCUUGCUGAGAUAUAUAUACAUUACGGUAGUAAAACAAACAGACACUGGUAUGUGUCAGCGGUCGAAGUGGAGAAGUGUAUUCUGUUAAGAAAUGAAUCACUGCAUCAGCCAUAGAUAAGUAACUACAAUGAGCACUAAACGAGUGUAUGAGUGCCAUACAUUCGUGCUAUGAGGUACGGUGGAUUCACAUUGGUUUGCAUGUGGAGGGUUUCCAAUUCACGAUGUUGCCCCACGUUCCUACAUCAUGUUUUACCAAGACCUGAAUCAUCUUAAGAGUUGUCGCCAAAUUCUCUGCCAGUGUCAUGGUGUGUCAGACUUCAAGUGUACAUACAUGUAGGUCGCGUCUGAAUGUGUAUAAUAAAGCACUACUCACCCACUUGGAGCAAUUUUUCUCUGGGUGGAUUUUGAUAUAAGCUUCGUGUUCAUCAGUGGUUGUGAUGUCCAAUAGGACAUGUUAUUGUUAAAUGUGCUUAGCCCUCUGUCUCUUUGUGUAAUUGAUAUAAGAUAGCACCAGCUACCACCGGUUCAGUAAUCAUGGAAGGACAGCGGUUUUAGUUGUAAAAGAUGAUUCGUGUUGGUUUCGCGAAGUCAUUGAAAUAUUCACUCGCAAUGUAUCCAGGACCAAUACCGAGUUGAUUGUAACUCAUCUUAAAGUUAUGAAAAAUGAUUGCAAGCUGAAGCAUGAUUAUGUGAAAGAGCUGGUCUAUGCCAAUGACAUUGAUAUUUCGCCUAAGGCCGGGGUUAGAUAGGAUUCACGUUCUCACUAUGUUUCACUCAGUCAACUGACUUAGCUAGGCUUAAAAACACGACGCGAGGGUGGAAAGUGACCUCGUGAAUCGUAUGUAGCCCGCUCUUUGGAAAUGACUUGUUCGUUCUUCAUGUCACACAUGUAAAGUAAUAAGCGACACCUUACCAUCUCAAUACGUGAAAACAUGAACUUUGUAUAAUCGCGGCCAAAGAGUAACUUCGGUGGUUACUGUCUAAUCCCGUUAUUGGUUUAGGCUAUUGUGUUUGUUGGUAAAGGUAGCGAUUUGUAGUUAAAUUCAGCCAAAGCAAAGUGUGAUGAUAUGUUUGUUAACCCAAUUUUUUAUUUCGUACUAUGUUGACUACUAGAUCUGACAAUGUCGAGGCUAUUUGAAUGUCGACCUCUGAGCGUGAACAGUACAACGAAGGCGCUACCGGGUAGAAACAAUCACAUUACGACAUCAACACACUAAUAGCCAGUCCUGUCCUUUGUACACUCUACAGUCAUCCACCUGAGACCACUUCAUCAGUUACGCAUGAUCAUCCGACAGCUCGGCGUUACCAAACCAUCGACUGUCCAAAUCUUUUAAAAGGCAUCGAACGACUACGUGCAGUUGGGCUUAUGACUGAUCGUUUUAAAGGGGUGGUUUUAGAUGCUGAAGCGGUCUCGGAUCGGACAGACUAGAGUAUAUGAGGUGUUUAUGUCUUGUCAUUGUUGUACUUACCACGUCCUGUGCGGAAGAUUGAUUGACGCACAAUAAUGUAAUUAUUGUAUUAUAAAUCUUUUAAAUGCGUUACCAAUAUGAUUACUGUUCAUCAUAAUGAAAGAUACCAAUAAAUUAAGUUUUUUAAAUAU